Molecule: messenger RNA, 1809 nt
Organism: Apiotrichum porosum
Lineage: Eukaryota; Fungi; Basidiomycota; Tremellomycetes; Trichosporonales; Trichosporonaceae
Gene: CDC23
Product: Anaphase-promoting complex subunit 23
Exons: 7
Coding region: 1-1809 (602 amino acids)
Biological process (GO): cell division
Cellular component (GO): anaphase-promoting complex
Molecular function (GO): protein binding
Source: RefSeq, a predicted model, not a curated record
AUGCCUUCCCCGUCCCCAGCGGCCAAGGUCCAGAUGGCACACGACCUCAGGUCCACCAUUCGCGAACUCAAGGACCGUGGACUGCUCGUUGCAGCUAAAUGGGCGAACGAGCUCCUGCUGGCCCUCCCAAAGGAGCACCGCACAGCACCAUACCUCCCCUUCUCCCCACCCCAGCACCAGGUAGGCUUGAGCACUCCCCCUCGAGCACCCCGUCCUUCUGUUGCCGCUUCCGAGUUUAUGCCUUCCCCUCCCCGCUUUGACAUGGAGGUGUUUCCAACCAACGCCGAAGCGGGACCAAGCCGCGCCCGCACACGGCACGGGAUCGAGCUGGAGGAAGAAGACGACGUGCUGGACGAAGACGAGUUUCAGCUCGCUAAGAGCUACUUUGACAUUCACGAGCUGGACCGAGUCGUGCACACGCUCAAGAACGCCAGGGGAUCCCGGGCGCGGUUUCUCAAGUACUAUGCUGCGUUCUUGAGUGCCGACCGCAAAGCACAAGAGUCUCUGCACCAUUUCCUGGACACCAAGCAGGAACGCCUGGCACUGUUCCCCGCGCUCUCGACAAUUCUCGCCGAUAUCGGAGACGACACGGAGCCAUACCUCAUGUACCUCCGGGGCAUGGUGCACAUGCGUCUCGAGCAGCGCGACGAAGCGAUCGCAUGCUUUGUGCGUAGUAUUCGGGACAGGCCGUACAACUGGAGCUGCUGGAGCCAACUCGCCCAGCUCGUCGACUCGGCAGACAAGUUCAUCGAGCUCAAGGAGCAGCUCCCGUCCUCACCCAUGCUUACCUUCUUCGCCAUUGCCGUCAUGCUCGAUCUCCAUACGGCAACAGACCUGGUCAUGACCAUGAUAUCAGAGCUUCAGGAGACCUUCCCCAACAGCGUGCACCUCAAGGCCCAGAAGGCAUUGGUGUAUUACCACAUGAGAGACUUUCAAACUGCCGAAAAGGAGUUUGACGAAGUGCAGGCUGCCGACCCGUUCCGUAUGGAAGAAGUGGACAUUUACUCCAACAUGCUCUACGUCAUGGACAAGCGCGCCAAGCUCGGCAAGCUUGCGCACGAAUACGCCGAGAUUGACCGUAACAGGCCAGAAGUGUGCUGCCUGAUAGGCAACUACUACUCAUCGCGCGCAGACCACACCAAGGCGAUCACCUACUUCCGCCGCGCGCUCAUGUUCAACCGCGAGUACCUCACGGCAUGGACGCUCAUGGGCCACGAGUUUGUGGAGCUCAAGAAUUCACAUGCGGCCAUUGAGGCGUACCGCAAGGCCAUUGACAUCAAUGCCAAGGACUACCGCGCAUGGUACGGUCUCGGACAGGCGUAUGAGAUUCUCGACAUGCCCAUGUACGCCAUCGAGUACUACAACCAGGCGACUUCUCUGAGACCUUAUGACUGCCGUAUGUGGACCGCCCUCGCCACCGUGUACGAAGGUCUCGGUCGCCUCUCCGACGCAAUCGCAGCCCAUACGCGCGCUCUCCUCGGUGCAGACAGGCAGCAGACUCCCCAGAUCCUCACCAAGCUGGCCAACCUCCACACGACGCUCGACGCAUCGCGUGGCCGUGCGUCGGCUGAGGGAACAGGGUACCACCGCAAGCUUCUUGCUCUGGGCGCCAAGGAUGGGAGGGAAGUGGAGGAGCUCGCAGCAAGCUAUAUCGCCGUUGCAGAGUGGGAGAUGCGCGCCGGCUCGGCCAGUGGCGAUUGGGCCUUGGCAGCAACGUACCUCGAAAAGGUUGCACAGAGCAACGCCCUGCAGCGCGACAAGGCCGAGGAGCUCAUUCGCGAGUUGCGAAUGCGCGAGGCGAGAGCCUAG